AUGGUUCGUCCUUGGGUUUUCUGUCUCUUCCUGUUCCCCUGUUCCUUUGCCUACUCGGACAGCUGGAUGCCCCUGGUAAACCAGACUCAACGCCUCCUCCAGGAGGCUAACUCUUCCUUCUCUUCCAACUGCUGGGUCUGCUUAUCCAUCCAAACCCAGCGCUCUCUAGCCACGCCAGCCCCACUAAGGACUUGGACAGAGACACCCAUGAAACUUCGUAUCAUGUAUUCCGCCCGGACCCUCUCCGGCCCUUACCCUAUUACUGACCUCGAGAGACGCCUCCAGAAUUUCCAGCCAUUGACGCCUCACUACUCUUUCGUCAACCCUGACCGACGGGCCAUUGCUUUCCUUCAGAUCACCAGUGUGACAGGCAUACUCCCCAUCCUCUCCCGCCUCACCUCGGUGAGAUACCCCAAUGACCACUUCUAUGAAUCUACCCAGCGCCCCAUAUGGGGAUCACUCUCCACUCAGACAAUCCUCACCUCCCAGGCCCCUCUCUGCAUAUCCCGUUUCUUCAAGAAUUCAAAACAUGCCACCUUCGUGGGCAAUCUCCCUGCCUCUCUUUGCAAUCACACCUUUCAGCUCUCUCCCUCCGCCAACCACCAGUCCAUAGAUCUGUCCAGCAGCUAUGCAUUUGCCCCACUAAUGGCCAUGCCAGGCUCUAAAUGGAGAAAUCCCUUACGCUUUUCAGGACCCCCUACUCUAAACUCGGGGAAGCCUUACCACUCCUGCUCAGUAGACGACAUCCACUGCCACACCUACCCCACCACCCCCUGGAGGUACUGUCCUUCCUCCCCGACUAGCACCUGCUAUAAUCUCACCCUAUUCGAACCCAACAAUUCGAGUCACCCUACUACCCUGUCUGUGGACACCACAUACUUCAAGAUUAAACUCCAGGGACACAAAGACCCCUAUCCACUCUUUCAGUACCAGCCCCUCAUGGGGGCAGCCCUCUCUGGACAAUAUUCAAUCUGGGAGGAUGAGCCCACUGUUAAGGAAAAUGAGGAUAUCACUCCAAAUAUCUUCUCCCAUCUUGUCUCCUUAACAUACUCCUUCUGUCUCAACUCCUCGGGCGUUUUCUUCCUCUGUGGAAAUUCAACUUAUGUCUGUCUCCCGGCCAAUUGGUCGGGCGUCUGUACCCUUGUCUUCCAAUACCCGGAUAUUCAACUCCUGCCUAACAACCAAACCAUAACAGUCCCGCUUUUGGGUACAGUUCCCUCCUCCGUUCCCGCUUCUCGCCGGAAGCGAGCCCUUCCUCUCCUUCCUCUUCUUGCCGGCCUGGGCAUUGCUUCCGCCCUUGGGUUAGGCAUCGCCAGUAUUACCACCUCAACCAUGUAUUUCCAACAGCUUUCCAAGGCUCUCUCGGAGAGCCUAGACGAAAUAGCCACGUCCAUCAUCAGCCUCCAAGACCAAAUCGACUCACUGGCGGGUGUCGUUCUCCAAAACCGCAGAGCUCUGGACCUCAUUGUGGCCGAGAAAGGGGGCACCUGCCUCUUCCUCCAGGAAGAAUGCUGCUUCUACAUAAACCAGUCCGGAGUAGUCCGGUAUGCGGCAAGGAAACUUCGAGAAAGGGCAUCGGAACUCGGCCCAAGCUCGAGCUCUUGGACCCAGUGGAUGGGGCUGGGACCCUGGCUGCCCUCUUGGUUGACUUCCUUCAUGGGACCUAUACUCUUUAUCCUGGUACUGCUCAUUUUCCGAUCUUGUCUGCUUAAUUGCCUGACUCAUUCCGUAUCCCGGCGAAUGAGUUCUUUCAUUCACAACACCACCAAAGGGCACGUGGACAAGCUCCUUCUGCUUCGAGAGUCCCAGUACAAGAGACUUCCCCAAGAGCCCCCGGAGGAGGACGCCGUCUAG
This is a messenger RNA of Grammomys surdaster, 1854 nucleotides long. RefSeq names its product syncytin-A. Bases 1 to 1854 code for a protein of 617 amino acids. NCBI's taxonomy places the organism in Eukaryota, Metazoa, Chordata, Mammalia, Rodentia, Muridae. The transcript has a single exon. The record is from RefSeq and is a predicted model, not a curated record. Gene Ontology annotation, biological process: syncytium formation by cell-cell fusion.